AUGGCGCAAGUUGCUGAAGCUACGGUUGACAUUUCCAACGAUGCCAACGGCGAGAGUCACCAACAUACUCACGAAAUAGAGCACGAGGGUCACUCUCAUGACCAUACUCACGACCAUUCUCAUGACCAUUCUCAUGACCAUUCUCAUGACCACUCUCAUGACCACUCUCAUGACCACUCUCACGACCACUCUCACGACCAUUCUCACGACCAUUCUCAUGACAAACUUACGGGUCAAGCUGAGAGAGUGAAAAGGUCUAUUGACUAUGAUUUGCUUGAAGAACGAGGUACCAUUGACAAAACUUCUGACCCAGGAGUUAAAAGGUACUUCCAAGCAAAAUCACUCUUUAAGAAGGGUUACGAGCUUGCCAAUCAGAUUCCUGAAAGUGACGAUGUUAAAGUAUUGUUGCAAUAUCACCAGCAAAUAUUCGAGGCAACCCAGAAUCUCGUCGCAGCGUUCAUACUUGAUGAAAAAGCCACGGACAUGCCCCCACGCGUCAUGACGCUCGCUCAACAGUACGAGAAGCUACUCAAAUCGCGAUACAAUAAGGAUACGAAAAAGGAAGAGGAAACGACGAUUAAAGAUGGUGAUGAUUCAAAGAAGGAUGAGAAUGACAAGGAUGAUGAAGAGAAGACGAAAGAAACAGAGGCCGCUGAGGGGAAAGAAACAGAGACUGCUGAGGCGAAGGAAAAUGUGGUGACGGCGACGGAGGUUAAAGAAGAGAAAAGUGAUGACAUGGACGAAGCAGAAGAUGAAGCUUCCAAGGCUGAAAAUAUUGAUGACUUUGAACCAGAGUUCACGAAAGAAUCUCUCGUCUUAGUCAUUUGGCUUUUAUUUAAUGGCAAACAAUACGAGUACUGUAUCCAAACUCUUAAUCUAGCCUACAAACUCGAACCUGAACUCCGGCCUCGCUUUGUCUACUUGCGUGCAUCAUGCUAUUUGGCGUUGCGUGAUUAUAAAUCUUGCAUUAAAGAUCUCGAACGUCUUAUUGCCCUAGAUCCCGAGUUUGUCGACGCAUACAGUCUGCUUGGAACCAUCUACAUGCAACGGGAUGAUCGAUUGGAAGCAAUACGUUAUUUUAAAAUGUGUGUCGACAAAGCUCAUAAAGAUUCUUCCUCAUAUUCGCAGGCAUUAUAUGCGUUGUCUGUUCUCAAUUCUCAGAAUGCUUCUGCUACCGGAGCCCCCAAUAAUCGAAACCAGGUUUUGCAGAACCUGCGUAACCAGCAGGCAACUUCUUACUAUAAAAAGGCGAAAGAUGCUGAAAAACGGUUCGUAGAAUUGUAUGGACGCGCGCCCGAGAUGGGCGAAACCAAAAGGUUGGCCGUUAACCACUUUGAAGCAAAGACGCCCAAACGUCAGUCUGAAUCAGAAAACCCGGCUGCAUCACAACGACGUCCUGCUCUUGAUGCUAGUGUUGAAAGUGUCAAGAAAUGUAAUAAUUGCCAGAGUACUGAACGUAAAGAGGAGAACGAAGCGUUGGAUCAGGACAAGAAGUCAAAAUUACUACGAUGUGCGGGAUGCGGAAAAGUUUACUAUUGUUCUAAAGAGUGUCAGAAGAAGAAUUGGAAGGGGCAUAAGCAAGCGUGUCUUGCCGAUAAAAAUAGAAAAUAG
Messenger RNA from Paraglomus occultum, 1611 nucleotides. The record is from the annotation of a GenBank genome assembly. Lineage: Eukaryota; Fungi; Glomeromycota; Glomeromycetes; Paraglomerales; Paraglomeraceae.